AUGCGCAUCUUUGCAGCUGCCGUCCUGGCUCUGUGCGCGCCCGCAUGGGCAGCAUCGCCAUCCUCCGCGUUGGCUGAUCUCGCGCUGGAAAAGGUCCUCCGCGACGCCGCGCCCAUCUUCGGGAUCUACAACCAGACCACGAGAACCAACACUUCGGAAUGGAUGAAGAACAUCCCCGACGACACGCCCAUCGCGCUGGCAACGCAGCAGGCCCUCGAUGGCAUCACCAGCCAACUCAACGGCGAGGCAGUGCCGCCGCCCGAGAACUUGCGCUGCCAGGAUCGCUCCCCGGUGGACAUGCUGAACGCCGGAAUCCGCGUCUUUGACCUGCGCUAUGCCUUCGAUGCCACCAAUUCCACCAUCGUCUUCUACCAUGGUCCCGCUCUCCUCUCCGAGACGGCCACUCUCGAGGAUCUCCUCUUUGGCUUCUACCGCUGGCUCGACGACCACCCGUCCGAAGCCGUCUUCCUGUCACUGCAGUACGAGGCCGGCACGGCGCAGCAUGCCUCCAACAAUGCCGCUGUCCAGCAAAAACUCCUCGACAUCCUGACGUCCGACCACGCCCGUCGCUACUUCGUCCAGACACAGAACGAGUUCGGUACUCUGGGCCAGGCUCGCGGCAAGAUCACGCUGCUGCGCCGGUGUGACCUCGACCAGCUGCCCGCCUCCGCGUCAGCCUCCUUGCCCGGAAUUCAUUUCUCCCCAACCCUCUGGACAGACAACUCGCCAAAUAUUACGCUGGUGUACAACACCCAAAAGAAUCUGACGGCAUACAUCGAGGACUACUACCAGCCGCUGACUCCUCAGGGGUCGUCAGCCGCCCUGAACAUCCAGUGGAAGUACAACGCCACGACAGCCAACCUCCUCCGUGCUGCCAGUGACGAGCAUCCCGACAGCCUGUUCUGGACCUUUGCUUCAAGUGAAAACACCGCCAAUUCGCCGCCCGAUUUUCCCCGUAUCAUGGCCCUGGGCAACGGGACACAGUCGACGCCCAAAGGCGGCAUCAACCAGCAGUUGGUCCCUUUCCUGAAGGGCCUUAAGGGGAAGCGCGUGGGCAUCGUCAUGUUUGAUUUCUAUGAGCAACCAGGCGACCUGGUUGACACACUGCUGAGUUUGUAA
Rasamsonia emersonii CBS 393.64 is the source of this 1119-nucleotide messenger RNA. RefSeq lists its product as uncharacterized. The coding region runs from base 1 to 1119 and encodes 372 amino acids. Lineage: Eukaryota; Fungi; Ascomycota; Eurotiomycetes; Eurotiales; Trichocomaceae. Gene Ontology annotation, molecular function: phosphoric diester hydrolase activity. The transcript has 2 exons. Gene Ontology annotation, biological process: lipid metabolic process. The record is from RefSeq and is a predicted model, not a curated record.